AUGCACCUAGCGACGCAAUACAUGGAUCUGGACUUCUUUGUCCUGAUUUCGUCCCUGUCGAGUGUCCUUGGACUCACAGGCCAGUUCAGUUAUGCUGCUGCCAACCAGUUUCUGGAUGGACUGGCACACUACCGUCGGGUAUCUGGCUUGCCAGGGCUUUCUCUGAAUCUCGGUUUGUUGGGAGAAUUUGCUGGCAUGUCUCAGAAAUCGGCGCAUAAUGAUAGGGUCCUGGAAAUCCUGCAGUCGGCAGGGUUGUCGCCCAUGAGUAUUCCGGCAGUACUGUCCGCUUUUGAGCGUGGCAUCCUCCACGAUGCUACCCAACGUCUGGCUGCUAGCAUUGAUUGGUCUAUGUUCCUCACUGCGUACCCUCACCUCGCUCACGAUGGUGCUUUCCUGGGCUUGAAGAAUCAGCAGGCGGAAAUUGACGGAUCUGAAUCCACCCGAUCGAUUGCCAACCUAUCUGGACAAGAGCGGCUGGCAAUGAUCGCCGAUACAUUAUGCUCCGGGCUCGCCAAAAUUGUUGGCGUCGAGCCGAGCCGGAUUUCCCUCACGGAGAAAAUCAGCCAAUACGCAUCUGAUUCCCUGACUCUCACGCAGCUUCGAAGUGUUAUUUUGCGUGAAGUUCGGGUUACGUACCCUCUCAUGAGGCUUUUCGAAGGGCCCAGUCUCCUGGAAAUUGCGGCAGAGCUUGACGGUUCAUUUCAAAGUGGUUCUUCCGAAAACCAAAACCAUACUGAUGUCGCCAAUCGCUUGCCUGAACAAGUCGCCCCUGCAGGGUUGUCGAUUUUGUCGAAGUGGUUCAUUCGGGGCAACUCAGCCAACAGAUCCAGUCCCCGGCUCCUAUGUUUCCACUCAAUGGGUGUGGGGGCCUCUCUUUUCACACACUUCCUGACGGACCCGCCGGACGGGUUGGACCCAAUUGCAGUACAACUGCCAGGUCGAGAGAGCCGGGCCGAUGAAGCAGUUGCAACCAGCAUGUCAGAGAUUGUUUCCGGCAUUCUCGGCGAGAUGGAGAAGGUAGUGGGAACCCCCCACAUUUUCUGGGGUCACUCGUUCGGGGGCAUAGUCGCCUUCGAAGUGCUUAGGGCUCUUCGACGACAAGGGAAACCACUCCCACGCCUUUUAUUAACCGGAACCAUUGCACCACAGCUCAUCCAACUUUGGCAGAGACGAGAUGUGUUGCUCCAGAGCUUAAGAGAAGACUACAGCCCCGAGUAUUUGAUGGCUGUAUCACGGUAUGUAGAUGACGCCGACUUUGUCCGCUCGAUUCUGCCGUUGAUGAGGAGGGACGCACCAUUACUGCUAGACUACCGGUUUAGUGAAGAUGAUCCCCUAGAUGUGCCGAUCACAGCAUUUGCGGCACGUCAGGAUGAUAUGGUAUACCGUGACGAGAUCGCAGCUUGGAAGAGACAUGCGAAGGAAUUUGCUUUGAUUGAGGUUGAUGGAGACCAUUGGUUUUUACACCGGAAUCGGAAAGUAUUGCGGGAGACGUUGGCGACGAUGGUAGGCCAGGUGCAGUAG
This is a messenger RNA of Penicillium cosmopolitanum, 1521 nucleotides long. RefSeq lists its product as uncharacterized. The record is from RefSeq and is a predicted model, not a curated record. Gene Ontology annotation, molecular function: fatty acid synthase activity. Bases 1 to 1521 code for a protein of 506 amino acids. The transcript has a single exon. NCBI's taxonomy places the organism in Eukaryota, Fungi, Ascomycota, Eurotiomycetes, Eurotiales, Aspergillaceae. Gene Ontology annotation, biological process: fatty acid biosynthetic process.